Molecule: messenger RNA, 1660 nt
Organism: Myotis myotis
Lineage: Eukaryota; Metazoa; Chordata; Mammalia; Chiroptera; Vespertilionidae
Product: G-protein coupled receptor 183-like
Exons: 3
Coding region: 540-1598 (352 amino acids)
Biological process (GO): G protein-coupled receptor signaling pathway
Cellular component (GO): membrane
Molecular function (GO): oxysterol binding; G protein-coupled receptor activity
Source: RefSeq, a predicted model, not a curated record
CGGCGGACACUCGGGGCUGAAGAUGCUCCCGGAACACAGGCGUGCAAGCCACAGAGAUGAGAUAGGGUGUCACCUCUGCUUUCUCUGGCAGACACAGCUGGUGUCAGAAGUCAGUGCCCUGCGAAGCUGCUCCCAGGGCAACACCCAGGGUGGUCACCAAGCUCAGAAGCAGCUGCAGCCGCAGGGGCUCCACCCACCCCAGGAGGAGCAGCCUCUGGGUCUCACCUUUCACUAGGUGAACCCUACAUGUCCUGGGGACACGGAGGAAGGUUCCCCUCGGGUUUGGGAAGCGUGCAUGUCAGGCAGCUCUGGAAGCUGCAUUAGCUCUUCCUUCUGGGGGUGCUGGGAGGGAAGUGAAUGCAGGGGUGGGUGAAGCCCCAAGAGUGCGGAUUCCAGUGUGGUGAACUGAUUCCAUUCCUGCAGAGCGGAGGGUGCAGGCACCAUCACCGAGGAAGGCAGCUGGCCACCGGCCACGGCUCUGCGGCUCACUGCGCGUGCCCUUGGUGAGCCAGGUUCGUGGACCACAGGACCUCUCUGACAUGGCUUCCAGCACAGACACCCCAAGCAGCAUCUCCCACAAUACCAGCUUCUGCCUUCCUCAUCACCUACCCCGGGAAGCCAGUGUGAUACUCUGUCUGUUCUACACAGUCCUCCUGGUCUUCAGCACCCUGGGAAAUACACUUGCCCUCUUCCUUGCCUGUCAAAAGGACAAGAAGAUCAACUCAACCGGAGUCUACUUGGUCCACCUGGCAGUGUCCGACCUUCUGUUCACACUGGCUCUGCCUGGGAAGAUCACCUACUACGCGCUGGACUUUAGCUGGCCUUUCGGGGAAGGGCUCUGCAGGCUGACGGCGUUCAUAUUCUACAUGAACACCUAUGGGGGGAUCUACCUCAUGACAUGCGUGAGCGUGGACCGCUACCUGGCUGUGGUCCGCACCCACCAGCGCCCCCGGCUCCGCAGUGCCAACCGAGCAAGGCUGGUCUGCAUGGCCGUCUGGGCCCUGGCGGGCCUGCAGACGGUGCCCCUGCUCUUCAUAACCAUGACUGGGCCUGUGGCAGGCAAGGUCACCUGCAUGGAGUAUGCCAGCGUUGAGAAGGUCUUCAGGCUGUCCCUCAUCAUUCUGGGGGCUUGUGUCGUGAGCUUCUGGGGGCCACUGGGGGUCAUGCUAUUUUGUUACGUGAAGAUCACAGUGAAACUGUGCAGGACGGCCCGGGACAACCCUCUGACAAGUGAGAAAGGGCACCACCGGCGGGCCUGCCUGCUCACGCUGGUGGUGCUGGUUGCUGUGGUGCUGUGCUUCAGCCCCUACCACCUCAACAUCGCCCAGUUCAUGGUGAGGCAGAUGCUCUACCUGCCAUCCUGCCCCGAGCAGAGUGCCUUCAAAGUGUCCCUGCAGCUCACCGUGUCCCUCAUGAACAUGAACUGCGCCAUCGACCCCCUCAUUUACUUCUUUGCAUCUACACGUUACAGGGAAUGGCUCCUCGGCAUUUUAAAACUCAGAGUGUCAGCAUCCUCUUCUUCCCCGACGAGAACUUCCUCAGAAACACAAAGUACCACCAGGCUGGAGGCUCCGCCCUUAGAGGAGAAUGAAGUCUAAUGGCUCUAAAACUGCAUCCAGGGAGCAGUUCGGGGUUGGGGGCCUGAUGUGUAUAUAAUGUG